CGCCAUUUCUCGCGUCAACCUCACGUGAUCGCCUCGGAGGAAGUUUCAUUUGCGAAUUUGGAGUGGACCUACGGAAAUUAUGACACAUUUUGUAGCUUCCUAAAAUGAUCUAAGUCCUUCCUACACUACAAAGUACGACGUUCCUAAAUUCAGGCUUCAGAGGUGCUGUUAUAGUUCUGUCAUACCAGGUUUGGGCGGGUAAAUUGUGAGGAAAAUUUGUCGGGGAGUUUCCGGCUCAGACGACAAGAGACAACGUUUUUAGGAGCUCACAUUCGGUAAAAUGGCGGAUGGUGAAAUGGACGCAGCGGAGUUGAAGCAUAUGAUCAUGACCUUCAGAGUGUCUGAACUGCAAGUGUUGCUGGGAUACGCCGGGCGCAACAAGAGUGGUCGGAAACAGGACCUCAUGACGCGUGCCCUCAGCCUCGUUCGGAACGGCUGCAGCCUGCCGAUCCAGCUGAAAAUCAAGGAGCUGUACCGUAGGCGGUUUCCCCGGCGCGUGAACAUGAGUUCCAGCCAGCCCAGCAGUAUAUCGCACACAAGCUCCAACAGUAACCCCACCCCCCUGGAGGCUGCACUGACGAGUAUAAGUCACCAGGCAGAGGCACAGCAGCUCUUCUCCAACCACAUCCAAAGUAGCAGCCUGCCGCCACACCUACCUCCUGUACACCCCGAUGUCACACUUAAGAGACUGCCUUUCUAUGACAUCAUCGAUGAACUCAUCAAACCAACCAGUCUAGUGCCAAGAGGAAACAGCAGGUUCCAAGAAACGUACUUUGUUUUCCAUUUGACACCCCAGCAAGCUGCACACAUCAAUUCAUCAAGGGAUAUCAGGCCAGGUAUGAAGCCAGAGUACAAUGUGCAGGUCCAGCUGAGGUUCUGUCUGCUGGAGACCAGCUGUGAGCAGGAGGACCACUUCCCUCCCAGCAUUUGUGUCAAGAUCAACGGAAAACUCAGUCCACUCCCUGGUUACAUCCCACAGCAGAAGGCAGGGGCUGAACAGAAACGUCCCAGCCGACCCAUCAACAUUACCCCUCUGUGCCGCAUGUCCCCCACAGUCCCCAACCACGUCAACAUCUCCUGGGCUCCUGAGUAUGGCAGGGUCAGUACAGAUGCAGCACAAGAGCGUUUAAAACGUUAUGGUUACACAGUAUCAGUGUAUCUGGUUCGGCAACUGUCAGCCAGUAUCCUCCUGAACAGGCUGAGGGGUCACGGCAUCAGGAACGCUGACCACUCCAGAGCCAUGAUAAAAGAGAAGCUACAGCAUGAUCCAGACAGUGAAAUUGCCACCACAAGCCUAAGAGUGUCCUUGUUAUGUCCAUUGGGCAAGAUGAGGAUGACCAUCCCCUGCAGACCCAAAAACUGCACACAUCUUCAGUGCUUUGAUGCCUCCUUGUACCUUCAAAUGAAUGAGAAGAAGCCUACGUGGAUAUGUCCUGUCUGUGACUCGAAGGCGCCCUUUGAUGACCUGAUUAUUGACGGGUUGUUCACAGAGAUCCUCCAGAGGACGUCAUCUGAGCUGAAUGAGAUCCAGUUCUUCGAGGAUGGAUCCUGGCAUUCCAUCAAGCCACAGAGGGAAACCUGCCUGGUGGCAACGCCAACCAAGUCUAUGGCAGAAGACCUCAGCAUGUCGUCUGCCUCUGCGUCCACGUCCCACGACAGAAAGAAGUUCGAGAUCAUCGACCUCACGCUGGACGACAGUUCUGACGAUGACGACGACGACGAUGACUCGGUCAUCCCCACCACCAAAGACACUGGCACUCCUCAGCUAGUGCCGUCACCUGCACCCAGGGCACACAGUAGGUCCUUGUUGGAUUCCCGCCAGUCAUACGCCAUGCCGAUGUCGUCCUCGGAUUUCAUGCCGUCCUACCCGAUGCCGCCCCUCCCACCAGAGUUCCAGGGUAUGCCGGGAUUGGACCUACUGUCUCUGCUGCAAACUGACAGCCAGCACGAGUCUCAUCAUAUGCCAGGCCUGGAUCUGUUGUCAUUAUUACAAAAUGACACUCAGUUUGGCCAGCCACUGUACCUGGACCCCCUGAGCAGCAGCAGUGGUGGCAGCAGCAGUCGCUCGCACAGUACGGGACAGCCGGACGUCAUAUCGCUAGAUUGACUAGCACGCCCUUUCCAAGUCAAGGUCGAGGCCCAGCCCCCAAACACCACCUACAACGGCUACAGGUACAGCUAUGGCUACCCUCCAUGGAGAUGACAUGCUGGACUUGUAACUAAAGAUCAUUGACCUUUUCAUGGAUCUCAUGGCAUGCUGGGAGAUGCAGAGCAUUGUGGGCAUCUCAGGGUGCAAACAAAAUCAUUACAACAUAAACUGGGCUUAUUGUCAUACAUGCACAUUGUAUAUGCAUUACCCUGGUAAAGCUGUUGUUUGCUUCCUGACCUACCCAUAGUGCCCUCUGUCUCCCAACAUGCAAUGGGAGCCAUAUAAAGGUGCUUGCCAAACCAGAACAAAGAGGAAUGUAAAGUUCAAUGUCAUCGUCGCUGUGACUCUGAAGCCAAACAAAAUCGAAGUUACAGCAACUUUACAUUCCUCUCCAUGUGCACACCAAAUAUGACAAUUUAGGGAGCAGUAAAAUUAUCUUAUUUUCAUUCCAAAAGAUUACGCUUCUGAUGGAAGUGAAGUUUCUUUUUCUGUAAACCUUAACAUGUAUCUCUUUACAUAAGAUCAACCUUUAUCAACAUGAUGACACUAGAAAGUACCUCAUUCUGGAGGAAGUAUCACUGCAGAUCUUUGUUUCUGGGUUCUGAUCAGUAUUGAAGAUAUGGAUUUGUUGAAGCAAAUCAUUACAUAUAGGUGUGGGCAUGGUAUAAUGGCAAUGUGGUGUUUGGGCUCUUUGGGUCUCAUGGCUCUUGAACAUGCAAUAAUAGGCUGUUUUAUUACACAUAUAUCAAAAUCAGCAACGUCAUGUAGAAUCCGUCAUAUAUAUUUCCUAAAUAUUACAAAUAUAGCCGCAUCUUGUACACAUAUUGCAUGCUCAAGAGCCCCUUUGCUUGGAAACAAGGCGAAGUACAUGUAUUGUUCAUAUUAAGUAAAGAACAAUAGAAGUAUUUAUUUUUGUACAGUAUGACAAUGAAAUUUGUACAGACUAUUUACAGACUAUUCUUGUCCGUGAGAAUGUAUGGUGUAUUCACUAAGUAGUCAUGUAAAUCAGUGUUUAUUAUGUGAAGAAUGUACAUGUAUUUUAUUACAUUGUAUAAAGUGAAAUAGUUUCUGUGUGUGUUAAGCUUGUGAUGAAGUGUUUGAUCUUCAUAUUGUGUACUAUUUUAAAGAAUAGUUUUUCUCAGUGCUACCUAAGAUCGCAUCCAACUGGCAAAGUACAAUGUAAAGGCCACCACAAAUUUGACCAAAGUACAUACAUCCACUUCAAUUCAUCAUUGUUUGUAUAAUCCAUUAUUAAGAAAACCCUUAAAUUGAAACUGCCAACUUAAAGGAUUGGACCUAUCCAAAUUUUUUAGUUUUUUUUUUUAACACAUCAGUCUCAAGGAAUGGUUCCACUGCAUCUAUGACAUGAGCCUAUACAGGUUGUAGUCACAUGACCCAGUGAGCAGUGGAUCAAAUGUCACAGGAUGUUUUGGUGUCUUCCCUCUCUAUUCAAAGAUGGUAUUCGUUUGAAACUGAAAGGAAAUUGGUUUGUUCCUGUUAUAUUGUUGUUGACUUAGUUUAUGUACAGUGUAUCUUCAGUAACAGUUCAGGUUAUGCCUUCAGCACAGCACAGUAUUUCAGCAACAGUGACACUUUCAGACGUAUCAACAGAGUAUAAUUGAUUCAAACUCAAAAAUCUCUAUUUUUAGCUUAAUGUUUACAAAUGGCCAUACCAUGUCUUUUUGUGGUAAUGCCUCGAGUGGAGGCAGUUUUAUUUAUCAAUGUGUUUUGUUUUAGUUCAUGUGUGUUACCUUCAUGAGGGACCACACCAUCUUCUGAUCAACGGGUCAACAGAUCUUAUUUUAUUAACUUUCCUUGUUUUAUCUCAGAUUGUGUCACUCACGCAGUGUUGGUUUAUACUUGUACAUUUCACGUUAAGUUCAAAACGUUAGUUCUGAAACAUGACCUGGUGUCAUUUUAGUCAUAGUCACUUGUUAUCCAUGCAUCUUUGUAAUGGCAGAAGUCAACCAUUUAGGAAUGUGGGUAGGAUGGAUGGGUUUGUAUGUAGAUAAUUCAGUCAUCAUGUACAACUGAUCAGUGAAUAAAUGAGAGAUUACACCAGAAAUGCA
This is a messenger RNA of Branchiostoma floridae (Florida lancelet), 4218 nucleotides long. RefSeq names its product E3 SUMO-protein ligase PIAS3-like. The record is from RefSeq and is a predicted model, not a curated record. Gene Ontology annotation, molecular function: SUMO ligase activity; zinc ion binding; transcription coregulator activity. The transcript is spliced from 14 exons. Lineage: Eukaryota; Metazoa; Chordata; Leptocardii; Amphioxiformes; Branchiostomatidae. Bases 281 to 2107 code for a protein of 608 amino acids. Gene Ontology annotation, biological process: protein sumoylation; regulation of transcription by RNA polymerase II.